AUGUGGGCGGCAGUCACAAGCGUUGGCUCGAAGAAGAGUGGCGAGAAGACUUGCACGAAGGAGCCCUUUCUAAGGGUGAUCUUCACAAGCGUUGGUUUGGUCUUUAUAUGUCCCAAUGUGGACGGCAAGCUCAAGGUCUACGCUGAGAUGUCGGUCGAGGCCAACGUCAACUACGGCUUUACCCUGAUCGGCAAGCUUGGGGGCUCGUAUGGCAUCGAUAUCUCCGACUCGUACCUCUACUACCGCACCGGCGGCAACGUUAACUCCAAGUUCGUCAUCGACGCCGCUGUCACGGCUCACUUUGACACUGGCGAUGUGCUCAUGUUCAGCGCUGAUACCUUUGGUGCCGCCUUCACGUUAGAAGGCAAGGCAACGCUCGGCGUCAACUUUGAGACCAAGGUCAAGCUCGCCGAGUGGGACGUAUACCAGACCUUCCCUGCCGUUAACAAAGACUGGGAGCCCGAUGCCUCCGACCCUUCCGCGAGAUCUGCCAAGCAGACGCUCGAGCCUGAAUUCGAGUACGGCGUCUCGGUGAGCGGUCACAUAUCUGCCCACGUGAAGCCCACCAUCACCUUUGGCAUUGACUGGAAUGAAAAGUUCACCUCGCUCGACUCCUAUGCCGUCAACCUGGUUGCUGAUGGGCACGUCACCUUUCAUGCUGAAGCCAAGGCGGGCAGCAGCGGGAAUAGCUUUUGUUACGGUAUCGACGUCGGUGCAGAUCUCUAUGCUACCCUCGAGGCGCCCAAGAUGUUCUCGUGGGCACUUCCCAAGUCCCCCUUCAUGAUCAUGCCGGCCUAA
Molecule: messenger RNA, 798 nt
Organism: Fusarium keratoplasticum
Lineage: Eukaryota; Fungi; Ascomycota; Sordariomycetes; Hypocreales; Nectriaceae
Product: Chitinase
Exons: 3
Coding region: 1-798 (265 amino acids)
Source: RefSeq, a predicted model, not a curated record